Aspergillus terreus NIH2624 is the source of this 3636-nucleotide messenger RNA. It is a transcript of the gene pex1, whose product is annotated as AAA family ATPase peroxin 1. Gene Ontology annotation, molecular function: ATP hydrolysis activity; ATP binding. The transcript has 4 exons. The coding region runs from base 1 to 3636 and encodes 1211 amino acids. Gene Ontology annotation, biological process: protein import into peroxisome matrix. Lineage: Eukaryota; Fungi; Ascomycota; Eurotiomycetes; Eurotiales; Aspergillaceae. The record is from RefSeq and is a predicted model, not a curated record. Gene Ontology annotation, cellular component: peroxisomal membrane; cytosol; peroxisome.
AUGGCGCCCAAAAAACCUUCGACCACGGCUGAAGUCGCUCUGGUUCCUCUGAAGAAUUGUUUGGUGAACCUCCCGCCAUCGCUUGUCGCACUGCUGGUCAAUGCCAACACGACCGCGCAGAAUGUUAUUGUCGAGUUACAGUACUCCCCCACCGCGGGGAGAGCCAAUGGCAAUUCCGCACAACGAUCCUGUUAUCUGGGAUGGACGGGAAUGCCGAGUAAGCGCAAGCUCGCCCCUGUUGUUGGAAGGGAUGGCAUAAGCAGUGGGUCCUCGGCGCGAGAGCAAGAUGUAUCGACUGUCGAGCUGGAUACCACUUUCGGAAGAGUCUUGGGACUUUCCGAAGGACAGAGGGUGGGGAUAUUCAUUCAUCUGGAUCCUCCAGUUGCACAUACCAUUAACAUUGAGCCCUUGACUCCGGAAGACUGGGAGAUCAUCGAGUUGCACGCGACGUUCCUGGAGCUCAACUUGCUGUCGCAAAUCCGCGCAUUACCGAACCCAUCUUAUACUACCACCCAACCGGAUCAUAUGCAUCCUCUUGCAUUACAUCUCUCGCCAACCUCAACUGCCAACAUCGUGGUCACGUCGCUUACCCCCGCUCCGCCCAAUACGGCCGCCUUCGCCAAGAUAGCUCCCGACGCCGAAGUUAUCGUAGCGCCCAAAGUGCGGUCCAAGUCUACCAGAGGGACCCGUGGUGAUAGUCGAAGUGUCACCGGUAGUAGCCGGAGAAGCACGGGAGGAAGAAGCAGUGGAAGCGCGGCCCGGCCGAAGAGUCGCUCGGACUCGACAAGCCGAGGCUCUUUGUAUUUCAGAGGGGUUGAUCGGCAAUGGUCUGAACAAUACUUCGAUGGCGAGUCGGAUGAAGACAGCAAUGAUGGCUUCCGUGUGUGGAUUGACCCGGAUAUGCUCGCGACGAACGAACUACGCGGCGCCAGCUGGGCAUGCGUCUCGGUUGUCCAGCCUUCUGGUCUCAAACCGCCCCCGGACCCUCAACAACAAGUAAACCAAGCCGAACAACAAAAGUCCCACGAUGCCGGUGCACCCACUACCAAGCUUGUGGCCAAGAUUUUUCCUUGGGUCGACUCGCCGGACCCUCAACAUAUUGCCAUGUCGUCUCUACUGUGCUCUGGCCUUGGAGCUGAAAAUAUGGUAGGCGGCAUUGUGCGUGUUGAGGCUGCUCCCCCGCCAUUGCAGCGGUCCGCAGUAAAGUCGCUGAAAGUUUAUCCUUUCAUGACUGACGCAUCGAAGAGAAAGGAUGGGUUGAAAUUUGGUGCGGACACUGUGGCUGCGAAGGACGCUUUGGCCGAACGUCUGAAGGUUAUUUACGGCGAACCCGAGAAGGGCUUACUGUCAGGGCCCUUGACUGAUGGAAUGAUCCUCCCCAGGGCGGAGCACCCAACGGUCUCUGCUUUCGAUGGCGCCAUCAUUCGAUUCGAUCCUCCGUUGAAGAGUGGAUCCGAUGCGAACAAGCAAACCUUUGGCUGGGUGCUUGGUGCCGAUACUAAGUUGUCUCUGGACGUGCAAUCUGAAAUUCCUAGACUUUCAGAGCAAGGCUCGUCUGCCUUACCCACAGACGAUCCAAUCCCAACCGCUGUUCCUGAGUUGGUGGGAAUUGACCAGACUAUUUCGCAAUCCCUCGACAACCUGACCAAGUCUUCGUCUGUCUUGCUGACUGGUGGACUUGGGUCAGGAAAGACAGUCCUUACCCAUCUCCUGGCCCACCGCUUAAGAAAAGAGCACCUCUUCAACGUCAAAUACUUUUCCUGCCGGAAACUCGUCACUGAUGAGACUCGGAUAUCUAAUAUCAAAGAAACGCUCAACCGCCUCUUCAUGUCUGCUUCUUGGUGUGCGCGUCUCGGCGGGCAGUCGCUUGUGAUCCUGGAUGAUCUCGACAAGUUAUGCCCAGUGGAGACCGAGCUCCAAGUUGGAGGUGACAAUGGUCGGAGCCGGCAGAACAGCGAGGUGAUCUGCUCUAUGGUGCGGGAGUACUGCUCCAUGAACUCAUCAGUUGUGCUGCUGGCCACGGCACAGUCCAAAGAAUCAUUGAACAAUGUUAUCGUGGGAGGCCAUGUUGCGCGUGAGAUCAUCCACCUGAGAGCCCCUGAUAAAGAAGGACGACGGAAGGUUUUGGAGCAGUUGACCAGCCAAGACCGAGGCAACAGUAUCACGAUGAAUGGCCAUGUACGGCAAGAAAGCUCAUCCACCCAGGACUCCUGGCUGGAUCCUUCCAACCCGGGUAGCCGUCCCAGCUCUGCUGGAGCCGACGGGUUCAUCCUCGGACGGGAUGUGGAUUUCCUCGAACUGGCUGGCAAGACUGAUGGAUACAUGCCGGGUGAUCUCGUCUUGUUUGUUUCCCGUGCUCGGAACGAGGCUCUUAUUCGCUCCGUUCAGGGCCCUACGGCGGAUUCUAAAGCAAUCACCUUAACUUCCGAGGACUUUGAGAACGCCAUUAAGGGCUUUACGCCCGCAUCACUUCGCAACGUCACUCUCACCUCCUCCACGACAACAUUCGCCGCGAUUGGUGGAUUACAAGAAACCCGGCAGAUGCUCUUGGAGACGCUACAAUACCCUACCAAGUAUGCCCCUAUUUUCGCCCAGUGUCCACUGCGCCUGCGGUCAGGUUUGCUGCUGUAUGGUUUCCCGGGUUGUGGUAAGACCCUCCUGGCCAGUGCUGUGGCAGGCGAGUGCGGCCUGAACUUCAUCAGCGUGAAGGGCCCAGAGAUCCUGAACAAGUAUAUCGGCGCCAGUGAAAAGAGUGUGCGUGACCUAUUCGAGAGAGCUCAGGCGGCGCGGCCUUGUGUCCUGUUCUUUGAUGAGUUCGACAGUAUCGCGCCCAAGCGUGGCCACGAUUCUACUGGUGUCACCGACCGAGUGGUCAAUCAGCUGCUGACGCAGAUGGACGGUGCUGAAGGACUCUCUGGAGUGUACGUCCUGGCGGCCACCUCGCGGCCGGAUCUGAUCGAUCCUGCCUUGUUGCGGCCCGGUCGUCUGGACAAGUCUCUACUCUGUGACAUGCCCAACCACGCGGACCGUGUCGACAUCAUCCAGGCAGUGAGCAAAAAACUGAAGAUGAGCGAUGAGGUCGCCGCUCGUUUGGACGAGGUCGCUGCGCGGACGGAGGGUUUCUCUGGUGCCGACCUCCAGGCUGUGGUCUACAACGCCCACCUGGAAGCUGUCCACGAUGCUCUAGGGGACCGUUCGACAGACAAGCCCACGGGUAAGGGUAGCAAGCAGGCGACUAGCACCAGCAGCAAGUCCUUUAUCCAGUUCCUCUACUCGUCGGAACAGGUGAACGGGUCGGUGUCCAUGCCAGCGCCUGCGGUUGUCGCGUCGAAGUUGGAUGCCAUCAAGAGUGCUCGCCGACGCCAGCGUCAGAUGGAACAGGGAAGCAAUAGCGCUGCCGCUUCCAAUAGCGCCGUACCUGCCACGAACGGCACGACGAACGAGGAGCCUCGUGAGGAUAUCAUCGUGCGAUGGGAGCAUAUGGAGCGUUCGCUAUCCAGUACGCGCAGCUCACUCAGUGAUGCCGAACGGAGGCGACUCCAGGCGAUUUAUCGCGAGUUUGUGGUGGGCCGGAACGGCGAGAUGCCCAACGGUGAAGGGGGCCGGGAGAUUGGGGGACGAACCAGCCUGAUGUGA